Molecule: messenger RNA, 835 nt
Organism: Gossypium raimondii (Peruvian cotton)
Lineage: Eukaryota; Viridiplantae; Streptophyta; Magnoliopsida; Malvales; Malvaceae
Product: B-box zinc finger protein 20
Exons: 2
Coding region: 1-591 (196 amino acids)
Biological process (GO): regulation of DNA-templated transcription; photomorphogenesis
Cellular component (GO): nucleus
Molecular function (GO): zinc ion binding
Source: RefSeq, a predicted model, not a curated record
AUGAGGAUUUAUUGUGAUGUUUGCAGCAAAGAAGAAGCCACCCUUUUCUGCUAUGCAGAUGAAGCUGUUCUUUGUGAAGCAUGUGAUGUUAGUGUUCACCAUGCUAAUAAGCUUGCUACUAAACACUGUCGUUUCCCUCUUCUAAACCCUAAUUCCUGCAAUGCUUCCCCACUUUGCGACAUCUGUCAUCAGAGACGUGGGUUUAUAUUUUGUAAAGAAGACAGAGCAGUACUUUGUAUGAAAUGUGACCUUUCAAUUCAUAGAGCCAAUGAAUAUACACAGAAACAUAACAGGUUUCUUCUCACCGGUGUGAAGCUCUCUUCGUUAAACCCGAUUUCAUACUGCCCUAAUGGGGUUGAUGAUGAGAGUAAAAGUUUGCAGUGUUCAGCUUCUAACAAUGAAAUCUUAAGCUCUGCUUCCAUUGAGAAACCAUUGGGGGUUGAAGAUAAUUACAGUAACAGUGACAAUACUUCGGUUUCAACCACCAAUAAUAUGUCGGAGUAUUUUAUGGAAACAAUUCCUGGUUGGCUGCUUGAUGAUUUUCUUCACCCUUCUUCACAUGCUAAUGCCUUCUCUUACGGUAAGCUUUAAUUUAACUCUGUUUUAGAUUUUGUUUUUGUUUUUUUGAAGAGAUGCAUGCUUUUGGUGGUUUCUGAGUUUAGGACUUCUGAUGAAGCUAUUUUGAUUGUGGGGAAGAGGUUGAUUUUUUUUAAAGAAAUUUUAUUAUUGUUCUAAAGUUGAGUUGGGAUUUUGUAUCCUUGCUUUGCGGGGAGCCCAGAUGAUUGAAGAAGCUGUCUAAGACGUGUGUUUACAGGGUGAUAAUAUCGUUAGGACG